AUGGAUUACGAAUCUGCUCAAUCUAAAGAUUUUUCAUAUUCAUUCUGUUUAACCAAAGAUUUGAAUUUUCCAUUAAGAGUCCGAAUCUCAGCUCUUGAAGGAACUCGAGAAAAAAAACAAUUCACUACAUUACUCGAAGAACCUUCCCUAAAAUUUACUGGUUUGCAAACUAGCGAUUAUUCCGAAUUAUAUGUAACUUGUCAAUUAUAUGCUGAUAAUAAACCAUUGACUAUACCCAUCCGAACUUCAUAUAAAACGUUCAAGAAUCAUUGGCUUUGGAAUGAAUGGCUCACAAUUCCUGUAAAAUUUCGUGAUUUACCUGCAACUGCCCAACUCGCCUUCACAGUAUGGGACAUUUAUGGACCACGUAAAGUUGUUCCUAUAGGUGGGACUACAUUUCGACUUUUUGGAAAACACAACACACUGAGAAAAGGAAAACACAAGUUGUUUCUUUGGCCUGACGUUGAAGCUGAUGGUCGUGAUCAUACAACUACACCAAGUAAGGUUGGUGAAGAGGAUGAAAUGGAUCGGUUAGAGAAGCUUGUUAAAAGAUAUGAGAGAAAAGAAAUGCCCAGGCUUGAAUGGUUAGAUCACCUUGCAUUCCGACAACUUGAGAAAAUUCACGAGGCAGAAUCUUCAAAGUCAAAGAAAUUGUACUUAUAUAUAUAUCUACCAAAGUUCGAUUUUCCACUAGUAUUCAGCGAACCGGAAUAUUCGUUACCAGUAGUUUCAAUGACCCCAGUGAAUGGGCAAACACAACCUACACCGUUAUCAUCAUCGUCUGAGUCAAACCUGGUAUUGAUCAUGGAUCCCGAAAUUACUGGGGAAAAUCCAGUUGAAGCAAAGCAUAGGCGUUUAGUGAGAAGUCAUCGAAAUGGAUCACUUGAUCGAGACUUAAAACCGAAUGCCAAGUUACGUGAUGAGCUUAAUGAAAUUUUGAAAUAUCCUCCUACUCAACCUUUGACAGAAGAAGAAAAGGAUAAUAUUUGGAAGUAUAGAUUUUAUCUUACUCGUGAAAAGAAGGCACUUACAAAAUUUUUGAAAUGUGUAGUGUGGACAGAUCCAACGGAAGCUAAGCAGGCUGUUGAAUUGUUGUUCAAAUGGGUUGACAUUGAUUUAGAUGAUGCUCUUGAAUUGUUGGGAGCGAAUUUUGAGAAUCGAGCAGUUCGUAGAUAUGCUGUCAGUCAAUUGAAGAAGGCCGAUGACGAUGAAUUAUUAUUGUAUCUAUUGCAACUUGUACAAGCCCUGAAAUUUGAAAACAUAAGUGAAAAGUCCAGCUCAUCAUAUGAAUCAAGUUUAGCAGAGUUUUUAAUUGAAAGAGCUGUUAAGAACCCAAUACUUGGAAAUAAUUUUCAUUGGUACCUUAUGGUUGAAUGUGAAGAUAAAGUUGUUGGUAAAAUGUAUGCUAAAGUUGCUUAUCAAUUUAUGAUAGCCAUAACGGAGAUCCCUAAUGGAUUUCAACGAAGAGAUAUACUUCGUAGACAAGGAGAACUAGUUGCUAUAUUAUCGUCUAUUUCCAAAGAAAUUCGUACUAUGAAAGACAUAAGGCCAAAAAAGAUUGAUAGAUUGAGAGCUUUAAUAUCGGAUCCUAAAUAUGGACUUUUGCAAUUUUCCCCUUUACCUUUGCCUCUUGACGCACGCAUCCACGUGACUGGAAUUAUUCCAGAAUUAGCAACGGUUUUCAAAAGUAACUUGUUUCCAUUACGGUUGACAUUCUCUUUAGUCGAUGGUGACGAGUAUCCCGUAAUUUUCAAAACCGGAGAUGACCUUCGUCAGGAUCAACUUGUCAUUCAAAUUAUCACACUCAUGGAUAAGCUUUUACGAAAGGAGAAUUUAGAUCUAAAGUUGACUCCAUACAAAGUCCUCGCCACUGGUUCAGAUCAUGGUUUAAUGCAAUUCAUCCCAUCAUUUUCAUUAGCCAAUGUAUUAAGCGAAUAUAAUGGCAGCCUUUUGAUGUUCUUUAAAGCUCAUCAUCCAGAGGAAAAGGCAACAUAUGGAAUUAGUCCUGCAGUUAUGGAUACUUAUGUUAAGAGUUGUGCUGGAUAUUGUGUUAUUACAUAUUUAUUGGGAGUAGGCGACCGACAUUUGGAUAAUUUGUUACUUACACCUGAUGGUAAAUUAUUCCAUGUUGAUUUUGGAUUUAUUUUGGGAAGAGAUCCUAAGCCUUUUCCACCACCAAUGAAACUUUGUAAAGAAAUGGUUGAAGCGAUGGGAGGAGCGAAUUCCAUUCAUUAUCAACGAUUCAAAAGUUAUUGCUAUAUUGCUUUUAACAUCUUGAGGAAAAAUGCAAAUUUGAUUCUUAAUUUAUUUGCUUUAAUGGUUGACGCAAAUGUACCUGAUAUUAAAAUUGAACCUGAUAAGGCUGUCUGGAAGGUUCAAGAGAAAUUUAGAUUAGAUCUAUCAGAAGAAGAAGCCAUUAAAUAUUUCCAAAAUUUAAUUAACGAAUCAGUUAAUGCAAUGUUUCCACAAGUUAUUGAAACCAUACAUAAAUGGGCUCAGUACUGGAGAAAAUAA
Funneliformis mosseae is the source of this 2514-nucleotide messenger RNA. Lineage: Eukaryota; Fungi; Glomeromycota; Glomeromycetes; Glomerales; Glomeraceae. The record is from the annotation of a GenBank genome assembly.